AUGAAAAAGAGAUUUGUGAUGAUGUGCAUGAUCGUUGGGAUCUGUGUGGCGAAUGUGUGUGAUGAGGGAGGUGAAGUAGGAACUGUUGUUUCUGGAAGUAGUGGGAUCAGUGGAGCGACAAAUUGAUAUUUUUAUAAUGUUGUGGAGGAUCAGGAGAGGGAUUUACUCUAUUUUAUUGGAGGAUGUUCGUUCAGCUCAUACGGAUGGAAUUAUGUGGUGUAUAAGACUGAUUAUAGCCUACGAGAAUUGAAAGUUAUGAGGUAUAAUACUUAUUUCGUGUAUUAUUCAGUAACUAUUGACUCAAAUGGAGACUUCAUUUACCUCAUGGAUAGCUCUUCUAACAAAAUAGUUGAGAUUAGUACUAAUCUUUCUAUAACAAGAGAGUUAACUAUUACUUCUGCUUACUUUAAUUAUUAUUGACAUAUCAGAAUGAAAAACAAUCUGUAUUUUAGCUUUCAACAAAGUUCAAAUAUGUGGGCAUGUCAAUGGGACACCAUAUCAACAAAUCUGAAGUGUUUCACAAUUGGAAUUUAUGAGUACACUAGUCUUGCUCCCAUUAAUACAGAUUUAUUAUUCUUUGGAAUAGUAGCUCCAGGAAGGAACGAAUACUUCCUGGUUAACUACAAUUUUUCAGAUCCUUCAAAUCCAAUCUGGAGGAAAAGCAUCCAAUGUUCUACUUCAAGUUGAUAUGGGCAAUACAGUACAUCCCUACUGAGCCAAAAUGAAGAAUCAAUCUUCACAAUGAUUUUAUAUGACAAUAGCUUUAUUUUUCAUAAGCUAAGUGUAACAAAUGGAUCUCCUCAAAGUGAUGGAUUAAUCUGGAAUGAUAAUAGUCAUAGUUAUACUUACUCGAUGAGAGAAUUCAAUGGCUUCAUUGCUGUCCUAAUCUAUAGUUCAACGUUGGCAAAUUACAAAAGACUAGUUUUGAUAGGUAAAGAGACAACAGAUGUGAUCGCAGAGUAUAAGUCUAUGAACUCACAGUCUUAUGCUGUUGGAAGAUUAGUACAUCAGGGACAAGAAUUGAUGUUCCAUUGUGGAAGAUAUCAAGGAAAUUAUACGUCUUUCUUUGCAAGAUCAUUGACAAAUGAUAUCAAUCAAUUACCAGAGUUUGAAGAAGACACUCCUCGUUUCUCUCGUAUAACUUCAAACUAUCAAAUCUCUGACACAACAUCAAAUCCCAGUUUGACUGUUGCCACAAAAACACUCAUAAUCUCAACAUCUCCAUCAACCACUUCUACAGAUGUGACAGCAAGUGUCAGCUCUUCAUUCACAACCAAAGUUGCAUUGUGGAAUCAAGAUCAUAUUCAGAAUGUUCAAAGCGAUUCGUUAGUGCAAAUAGAUUUCAUUUGGGCUUGUACUCUAUCUGGCAAUUUAACAGAAAUUUCUUUUGGAUUGAAUCAGACUGGAUCCAAUGAGAUCCCUGAGUGGGUGCAGAUUGAGACAGGGAAGCAAGAACUCUACCUGAAUAAGACUCCCAAACUUACAGAGGAAAAGACCUUUUAUUUCUCCUUGAAAAUUUCCUUUGAGAGUGAGGUUCAUUACAAAAGAUUUGAGAUUACUGUGGAGCAAUGAAGUAUCUCAGAAUGUGAAAUGUGACAGUUAGGAAAUUCGACUCUAUGCGAGAAAUGAAAGGAAGGCUUCCAAAUUUCAGCUUCUCAGAAAUCCUGUCCUAAAAUCCAAUCCCCAACUGGUGCAAAUGAAGCUGCAACUACAUUGAUAGCAAUUAGCAUGAUAAUGUCUAGCGCUUCAUCAGUUCUCUCAUUUUCCUCGGCAAAUUCCAUAUUCAGUAUGAUGAACAGCCUCCAACUUGCAAUGCUGCUCCCUCUGGUUCCUCAUUACUUUUCUUACAAAGUUUUGGACUUCUUGAGUGGCAUGGGGUUUUCCAUGCUUUCCUUUGAUUUUAUUAAGCUGGAAGAUAUUUCUUUAAUUAAAGGAAUUAUUACAUGGAUAACUUCUCCCCAGCACAAUGAGCAUCUUGAAAAUAUUGGGAUGAGGUAUGCUAGUUCAAUAAUUAACUAUCUAUCUUUGAUGGUGGUUAUCAUUCUUGUAGGAAUAAUUCACUUAUCGAUACUUCUUUGUUAUAAAAAGUUUGAAAAUUCUGAAAAAGAAAGGCAUAAAAAAUUUAUCGACAAACUUUUCAAAUUUUUUACCUUCAAUAUCUAUAUCAGAAUUUACAUCCAAGCUUUUACUUUCACAACUCUUGCCAUAAGCUCUGAGCUCUACUCCUGUAAUUUCGAUUCCACAACCUCUACUAUCUCUUUCUGUCUCUGAAUGAUGUUCGCUCUUUCCUCAAGCGUGUUAUUCAUCCUCUCAUUCCUGAUGUAUAAAGACUCUUUUUCAGAAAUAGAUGUUGAGGACCGUUGAUAUUGAACUGAAUACUUUAAUGGAGUAAGAAAUACAAAAUACUCCAAGCUAUAUUCUAGCAUGUUCAUGACUCUGAGAUUGUUGCUGAUAUGGUUGGUUAUUUUUGGAAAGAGUAUUGAUCCUCUUUAUAAAGCUUUAGCUUUUUGUUUGAUAAAUAUUGGAUAUGGAGCAUACCUAUUAAUUGUAAGACCACUGGAGAACCCUCAAGAUAAUAUUAUCGAAAUUAUUAACCAGUUCUUAUUUUGCUGCUUAUCAAUCCCUUUAUGCUGGCUCAACACAAAACCAGACUGGAGCUCAUUUUACGAACACUUCUACACAUCCAUCCUAAUGACAUCUCCCGCUAUCGGAAGCAUAAUCUGCUUCAUAUUCCUCCUAAAAUCAAUCACCACCUACACCAACAAGAAGAAAUCCCCACCAAAAAUCACCCCUAUCACCUCUCUCAAAACCCUAGGUCCCCACUCCAAAAUCCCCAGACCCCUUCCCAAGUCCAAAAAUCCACCCUCAAACAUCUCCAUCCAGCUCUCUGCCCAAAAGUACGCUUCAGACCUGAGCCUGCACCACUCUGAAAUCACCAGUACUGUGAAAAUAUCCAAAAUUGACCGUUUGAGGCCUCAAGCGGUUUGUUUUAAGCUGCCUAGGAAGUAAAUAUAUAGGGUGGAGAAUAGGUG
Messenger RNA from Moneuplotes crassus, 3032 nucleotides. The record is from the annotation of a GenBank genome assembly. Lineage: Eukaryota; Ciliophora; Spirotrichea; Euplotida; Euplotidae.